Messenger RNA from Naegleria gruberi, 1608 nucleotides. RefSeq lists its product as uncharacterized. Gene Ontology annotation, biological process: intracellular monoatomic cation homeostasis. Lineage: Eukaryota; Heterolobosea; Eutetramitea; Acrasida; Naegleriidae. Gene Ontology annotation, molecular function: calcium ion binding; ribosome binding. The record is from RefSeq and is a predicted model, not a curated record. The transcript has a single exon. The coding region runs from base 1 to 1608 and encodes 535 amino acids. Gene Ontology annotation, cellular component: mitochondrial inner membrane.
AUGAGACCUACUGUUGUGAAGGAUUGGUAUGCUAAAGCUAGGGAUGUUACUGUUCAUGAAAUUAAACACUAUGUUGCAGGAAGUAAAUUAUUAGCAAGUGACGUACGAUAUGCAUUUGCUUUAACAACAAAAGUUUUGAGAGGUAAUGCAUUAUCAAGAAGAGAAAGAAAUCAACUUUUGAGAACAGUUUCAGAUAUUUUCCGUCUCGUACCUUUUGCAAUUAUUGUUGUUGUACCAUUCUUGGAAUUUGCUUUACCAGUUCUGUUGAAACUCUUCCCAAAUAUGCUUCCAUCACAAUUUGAAGAUGGAUUAAAAAAGAAGGAAAAAUUAUUGAAAGAAGUUAAAGCUAAAGUUGAACUUGCUAAAUUCUUACAAGAUACAGUUGAAUUGAUGGUACAAGAUUUGAGAAGCAGUGAAUCUACUGAAACAGCUGCUCAAUCCGAGGAAUUGAAUAAUUUUAUUGAAAAGAUUAGAAAUGGUGAAAGUUGUUCUAAUGAUGAUAUUGUUAAAUUUGCUAAACUUUUCAAAGAUGAAAUUACUUUGGAUCACAUGUCAAGAGCACAACUUGUUGCUAUGUGUAAAUAUAUGGGUAUUACGCCAUACGGAUCUGAUGCAAUUCUUAGAUACAGAUUGAGAUCAAAGAUGAGAAGAUUGAAGGCUGAUGAUCGUUUAAUUUAUUGGGAAGGUGUUAACUCUCUUUCAAAUGAAGAGCUUAUGUAUGCCUGUAAGGAAAGAGGUAUGAAAAUUGGAGUAUCAAAGAAGGAACUUCAAAAACAAUUGAGAGAAUGGAUUGAAUUAUCAUUUGAUAAGAAUAUUCCAUCAUCAUUACUUAUUAUAUCUCGUGCUUUUGUUUUCAAUGAUAAGGUACAAAGUGAGGAAGCUAUCAAGAUGGCUCUUGGUUCUCUUUCAGAUGAAGUUGUCGAUGAAGUCGGUAUGCAAACUUCUCCAACUCAAGAUUAUGAAAAGAAACUUGCUUCACUGAAACGUACCGAAAAGUUAAUUAAGACUGAAGAAGAGGAAAAGAAGAAAUUCGUCUUGAAGGAAGAAUUAACAAGCUCAACUCCAGCUACUCCAUCAACAACAACUGAAUCUAAACAAACUCCAGUUGAAACUGCUCCAGAAGCACCAAAAGUUGCUCUUGAUCCUGAAUUUGAAAAGGAAGAAGUUAAGAAAGCUAAGGAAGAAAAGAUUAGAAUUCUUAAUGAAAUUCUUGCUACUUUGGCUUCAAGAAGUUCAGUGGAACCUGAAAGAGAAGAAUUGGAAGAUUUAAUCAGUGAUCAUAUUGAUAUUGUUGACCAAACUAAAGGACAAGAUCCUGUUGUCAAGAUUAGUAGACUUAGUAACAGAGUUGGUAAAUUGAUUGAAAAGAUUGAAAAGGAUAUUGAUUAUGUUGAUCAAUCUAUUGCUGAUUCUCUUAAUCUUUUGGAUAAGGAUAAGGAUGGUGUUAUUACAGUUGAAGAACUUAAACAAGCUCUCAGUGUUUUGAAAGAAAAACCAUCAGAAGAAUUGAUAAAGGAAAUUAUUGACAGAAUUGAUGCCGACAAGGAUGGUGUCAUUACUGUCAAGGAUAUUUUGCUUGAAUUCAAACAGGGCAAAUUGAAAGAAUAA